AUGGCCUCUGCGUGUUCGACGGCUGUUCAGGUAACUCCAGCCGCGGGAGGCCGAACUGUCCAGAGGAUCAUGGUGAACUACCACGUGCAGAAGGUGAAGCGCGAGUGCAUCGUGUGGAGCAUCGCCUUCCUCUCAAGCGGCACCGUCGUCACCUCGGACUCCUUCGGGAGGGUGCAGUUCUGGGACUGGGAGCGAGGGACGCUGCUGGAGUCCCACACCGUCAGCACCUCGGCUGUCCUCUCGCUGGCUGUGUCGGAGAAAGAGGACAGCAUCGUCGUGGGCACCUCGACAGGGGCCACCUACCAGUUUCAGCUGCUGCCGGUGAAGAUGGGCAGCCUGGAGAAGCGGUGGGUGCGGACGAAGCCCUUCCAGCAUCACACCCACGACGUGCGAGCUGUGGCGCACAGCUCGACGGCUCUCAUCUCCGGGGGCCUGGACGCCCAGCUGGUGAUCCGCCCGCUGAUGGAGAAGAUGCAGAAGAAGGGCUACGACGCAGCGCUCCGCAAAUUCACCUUCCCUCACCGACGCCUCGUCUCCUGUGCCAGGAAAGCCCGGCUGCUCCUCUUCCAGUUCUCCCAGCACCUGGAGCUCUGGAGACUUGGCUCCACCGAAGAGACCGGAAAGGAUGGCGAGGUCCUUCCCUUGUGCCGCAUGCCCGAGCACCUCGUGCAGCUCAAGAGCAAGGGCCCGGAGCACAUCUACUGCAGUUCCGUCUCGCCGUGCGGCAGCUGGGUCGCCUACUCCACGGCCUCCCGCUUCCACCUCUACCGAGUGCAAUACGAGGGUGACAGUGUCAGUGUCAAGAAGGUCCCCAAAGUGCCCAAGCUGCUGCUCCCAGCCUACCAGCUCCAGUUCUCCUCCGACUCCGACAGCCUCUUCGUUGCCUCCGCUCGAGGCUCUGUCCACGACCUCCAGCUGCUGGAGCCGGGGGGCUGCAAACACCUGCACACGUUUCGGCCACCCUCAGGGUCCCCCGAGGCCGUUUACCUGCUGGCGUCGAGCGCGGAUGGGCACUGGCUGGCCGCAGUCGGCGGGGACUGGGCAAUUCACAUCUACAACCUGAAAUGCUUCAAGCAUCACUGCACGGUGCCCAUGUACAGCUGCGCGGUGACGGCCCUCGCCAUCCACCCGGUCACCAACAACCUCGUUAUCGCCUACUCGGACCAGCAGCUGUUCGAGUUCAGCAUCCCCACGAAGCAGUACACGACCUGGAGCCGCAUGGUGCAGAACUGCGGGCUGCACAAGGUCUGGCUGGAGAGGGACUCGCCCAUCACCCACAUCACCUUCAACCCCAAGAACCCCUCACACAUCCUGCUCCACGACAUCUACAUGUUCUGCGUCCUUGACAAGUCCCUGCCCUUGCCAGACAACAGUGCCCUCCUGAUGAACCAGAGCACCCUGAAGCAGCUCCCGGAGACCGCCAGGCAGCGGCAGCUCCACGCCUUCAAGAUCUGCAAGAAGUUCCAGCCCCUGCUCUACGCAGAUCUGCUGGACGAGAACUGCCUCGUGAUGGUGGAGCGGCCCAUCAUGGACAUCAAGACCCAACUGCCCCUGCCCAUCCAACAGAAGAAAUUUGGCACCUGA
Molecule: messenger RNA, 1584 nt
Organism: Nipponia nippon (crested ibis)
Lineage: Eukaryota; Metazoa; Chordata; Aves; Pelecaniformes; Threskiornithidae
Source: RefSeq, a predicted model, not a curated record